AUGACUGACUAUUACAACUUUGAAUUGGAGCGACUACAGAAAGCUGAGAGAAACAGUGGGAUCACUCUGCAAUUCUCCAUACCAACUUUGCCAUACUCUACUCCUUACAACCACAGAUGGCCAAUCCCUUUCCCCCCAGCUAAACAUUCAAAGACAGUCCGCAGGCCUUUCCCUCUGUCUCAUGGAACAACGACCUUGGGUUUCAUCUUCCAAGGUGGGGUCAUUGCAGCUGCAGAUACACGUGCCAGUGCUGGGGGGCUUGUUGCCUGUCCAGCUGUUCACAAGAUUACUCCUAUUCACUCCCAUUUAGUCGUCACCUCCUCUGGUAGCGGCGCAGACUGCAUGCUGUGGGAGCGAAUUCUGGCCAGAGAGAUCAGACUCUACCAACUGCGUCACAAACGUUGCCUGUCAAUACGUGGCACUGCCAAGCUCCUUUCAUUUAUGCUGCACCCCUUUAAAGGGACUGAUGUAUGUGUGGCUCUUACACUUUGUGGCUGGGAUAAGAAUGGCCCAAAGCUGAUAUAUGUGUGCAGUGAUGGAGCCCGAUUGCAGGGGGACAUCUUUUCUGUGGGCUCAGGCUCUCCCUAUGCUUAUGGAGUCCUGGAUGGAGGGCUGAGUUGGAGCUUGAGUAAAGAAGAGGCCAUCUCCUUGGCAAGAGAAGCAGUGUUCAGAGCCACUCACAGGGACGCCUACUCAGGAAACAAUGUGGACCUCUUCCACAUCACAGCCCAGGGAUGGAGCCAAAGAAAGAGAGAGGACUUGAAAGAGGAAUAUUAUAGAGAGAUGGAGAGGAGGGUGAAGAUAGUGAAGGAAAGAAAAAGAGUGGCCGCAAAAGAUGCUUCAGGAUGA
Messenger RNA from Epinephelus moara (kelp grouper), 849 nucleotides. It is a transcript of the gene psmb11a, whose product is annotated as proteasome 20S subunit beta 11a. The record is from RefSeq and is a predicted model, not a curated record. The transcript has 2 exons. The coding region runs from base 1 to 849 and encodes 282 amino acids. Lineage: Eukaryota; Metazoa; Chordata; Actinopteri; Perciformes; Serranidae. Gene Ontology annotation, molecular function: threonine-type endopeptidase activity. Gene Ontology annotation, cellular component: proteasome core complex.